AUGGCAGAGGCUCACGGGAGACAGUGGGAUCGCUGCCUGGCGGACACCGGUGUUAAAACAGUGAUUGGCCUUGGAGUUGGAUUUAUGUUCUCUGUCCUCUUCUUUAAGCGACGCACAUGGCCCACUGCGCUGGGUUCAGGACUGGGGCUCGGCAUGGGCUACGCCAACUGCCAGCAUGACUUCAGAGCCCUGCACCUGGUUCAAGGCGCCGCGGUUAAGGACCAGUAA
Messenger RNA from Knipowitschia caucasica, 228 nucleotides. The record is from the annotation of a GenBank genome assembly. Lineage: Eukaryota; Metazoa; Chordata; Actinopteri; Gobiiformes; Gobiidae.